GUAAAAAUCAGAAGAAGAAGAAGAAGAAGAAGGGAACAGUCUGCCGUCGCAGUUUCCAUGAGUACUGCACGUGUGUAAGACAGAUGAGUAUUUCUGUUGCAGCUGGAGUUAGGCGAGCUAUCUCUUAAUCCUGAAUCAACGUGUUAUAAGUGGCGCCCGAAUAUUUGGUCUCUGGCCUCGGAUUUAUCGUGUCGUCUACACGGAUGCAGAGUGAUCGAAGUCGCCGCGGACACUAUGAAUCUCAUGACAACGUGGGUGAGCGGUACAGGGUCGGUUACAGCACGUGUGAGCAGUCCGACGACGCGGCGGACAUUUUGUGUUGCAGAUACGAGGGAUUCGUUUUCACACGUUUGUGGGUUUCUAAGGGACACGAAACAAUCUCUGUAUGAUUUGAUGCACAACUCGGACUGUGGUUUAUUUUGUUAACGGGAACCGUGACUGUAAGUGAGCUGUGAUUUCUUUCUCGUUUCCUAAGUUCGAUCGUGGGGAUUUAUUUGUAAGUGCUGAAUCGGAAACGUUUUGUAUUGGAUUUAUGCUGGAAUUGAACUGUUGUUGAGACAAAAUUUAUAAACUUUGAACUUUUCUACAGCAGGUUCCGCCAUGAUAGCUGCCUGGGUUACGUAUGUGUGGGGCGGAGCUAUCAAAACAGGGUGACACCCAUUUGGGUUAGGCUGCUUCCGGUUUUGACUGACGUGCACAAGAAGCCCCUCCUCUCGAACAGUAUCCAUAUUAUAUUUGUUAAUGUUGUCAAUGAUUAGGAAUUGUAGCUUCUCAUCAUCUUAAAGUCUCUGGAGCUUGAGGUAUUAUUUCACAUGGUGAUUUAUGUCCACUCACACACCCACAGACCUCAGCUCUACAUUGGCUUGCUAAAGUUUUUUUCUGAUCCAGUAAUGAUCCUGGAGACACCUAUAGUUACAUCUAUUAAACUAUUUUUAAUAGAUGUAAUUAUUUAAAUGUAAUUUAUGAUUUUAAUAGAUGUAAUUAUAUAUUUUUGAUAUUUGUAAUGGAACAUCCACCUGCGUGACCUCACUUUGUUGGAUAAGAGCGUCUGCCAAAUGCUGUAAAUAUUAUGGUUUCAGCUAAACCAGUUCCACUGGAAAUUCAUUUCAAACCAACACUAACAUGAAACUAACCAUGACACACCUCUAUAAGUAAAGAUCAGCAAAGUUCACGUGCCUAAAGUUUUCCUGUAAUGUUUUCUGCAGUAAUCUCUCAACAGAUUACCAGUUCUAGUAAAUGGGCACGACACAUAACAAGAAUGCUGUGUUACAGGGUAAACAACUCCUGAAGACUCUACCAUGUUAUCACACUUACUGACUGUUCAAAAGCAAUGAAAGCUCUGUCCAUAAGAAUUCACAAUAUCAAUGAGGGGGGUUACAGUAUUUACCAACAUAAACAUGACAAAACCAAGGAGGAAAUCGUCAAAUUUGAAAAAUACUGCACAUCAUCUGAUUUGAGAAUUCAACUCCACGUGUUAUAAAUCGUGUACUCAAAAAACAAUGUAAAAUGUAAAAAGAGGCAUUUCCUGAACUGCUAUUCAGUAAGUUGCUACACAAAUACAUCAAAAAUAAAUGUCUAUUAUGUUAAGGUACACACCUGCUUAUUUUUUUUAUUAAACAUGAACAAAUAUCUACGUAAUGCUUAAACUAUUACAAUUGUGUGUUGGUGACUGGAUUACUGUGUAUUGAAUAGGCAUGUUUUCUGGAGGGGAACAUGAUAAAAAAAAAAAAACAAAUACUGGUAUAUUGUGUAAUGAAAUAAAGCCACUCACAUACACAUGACAUUCAAGAUUGAUUCUAUUUACAUCCACACAUCUAUCUCCAAAGUGCCCUCAUUGAUCUGCAUGCAAAAUUGGCUCUGCCCCAUUUUAGGUGUGGUGUAGACUGUUAUGUGUAUAUAAAAGGAAAUGGAACACGCAAAACAGGAAAAUAUUUUGUUUUUGGCAAUGGCUCACUGUACUUUAAUCAAUGUUCUGAUCUGGAAUUCGUUUUCUGUUCAUCUGUCUUAUGCAGUCACACAUACACUGCAGUACAUACACACUGCCGUCACACCAGGAAUAAAUUUACCAGAAUACAUUGAUGUUGGUCUGGUUGAUGGAGAGCCAUUUGUGUACUAUGACAGUAACAUAAAGAAAUACAUCCCAAAAACUGAGUGGAUAAAGAAGAUCACUGAUUAUGAUACAGACUACUGGAGCAGUGGGACACAGAAUCAGAAUGAUGAACAAGAGAUCUACAAAGAUGAUGUGAUUACACUAAUGAGGCGCUUUAAUCAGACUGAAGGGGUUCACACACUACAGAGAAUAUAUGGAUGUGAGCUCCAUGAUGAUGGGACUGUUAGAGGUUAUGAGCAGUUAGCUUAUGAUGGAGAAGAUUUUAUCAGUCUGGAUCUGGAACAUGUCACCUGGACUGCAGCCAAACCUCAGGCUCUUAUCACCAAAAACAAACUGAAUACUGCAGGAGCUGCUACUUUUGAAAAAUUAUAUUUGGAGAACAUCUGUAUUGAGUGGUUACAGAAGUAUGUGUCCUAUGGCAGAGAGACUCUGGAGAGGAAAGCUUGUCCUGAGGUAUCCGUCUUCCACAAACACUCGUCUCCAGAUGUGGUGUGUCACGCUACAAGUUUUUACCCUGAAGAAGUAAUGAUCACCUGGCAGAGGGAUGGAGAGAACAUGCAUGAGAAUGUGGAGCUCAGAGAGACGUUACCAAACCAGGAUGAAAGCUUCCAGAAGAGAAGCAUACUGAGAGUCUCACCUGAGGAUCUACAGAAACACAACUACACCUGUGUGGUUCAGCACUGCAGCCUGGACAAGGAGAUAGUGAAGAUCCUCCUGAGGGAUGGGGGAUCUGCUGCACUGCGUAUUCAUGUGUAUUCAGCAAGUUUUCUUGCUGCAGUCUUGGUUUUUGUUGGAUUUCUCAUCUGGAAGAAAAAACCUGACUUCAAACAAGUUCCACAAAACAUGAGCCCCUCUGAAGAAAAAACACAACAAGAAGUCUGACUAUCUUCUGAACUAAGAGAGAGUCCAGAAAACAUAGUGAACUCUACAGGGCUGCCACCAAUCUCUCCAUUUUACUCUCUGUGUUUCUUCUCAUUUUAUAAAACAAGGCUUGUCUCUGCAACUUUUACAUUUAUAUUGAAAAGUAAAACUCACAAAACCCAGAUGAUUAAAAAUUAUAAUAAUGGAAGACUGAAAGCCGAUGAAUAUGAAUUAAUAAUCAGAAUGUUUAAAUUGAAUUGGAUAAAAAACAA
Messenger RNA from Tachysurus fulvidraco (yellow catfish), 3243 nucleotides. RefSeq names its product class I histocompatibility antigen, F10 alpha chain-like. The record is from RefSeq and is a predicted model, not a curated record. Lineage: Eukaryota; Metazoa; Chordata; Actinopteri; Siluriformes; Bagridae. Bases 1907 to 2992 code for a protein of 361 amino acids. Gene Ontology annotation, biological process: immune response. Gene Ontology annotation, cellular component: external side of plasma membrane. The transcript is spliced from 8 exons.